This is a messenger RNA of Ipomoea triloba (trilobed morning glory), 6491 nucleotides long. RefSeq names its product 1-phosphatidylinositol-3-phosphate 5-kinase FAB1B-like. The record is from RefSeq and is a predicted model, not a curated record. The transcript has 12 exons. Gene Ontology annotation, biological process: phosphatidylinositol phosphate biosynthetic process. Gene Ontology annotation, cellular component: endosome membrane. NCBI's taxonomy places the organism in Eukaryota, Viridiplantae, Streptophyta, Magnoliopsida, Solanales, Convolvulaceae. Gene Ontology annotation, molecular function: 1-phosphatidylinositol-3-phosphate 5-kinase activity; ATP binding; metal ion binding. The coding region runs from base 737 to 6148 and encodes 1803 amino acids.
CAGUUGCGUGGCAGCCGCCAAUUGGCUUAAGUUCCCAUGGAUUUUUGUCUUCACUCGACAGUGAUAUAGUUUCGGACUAUUCAAUUCAUUAUGUUUUCAACUUCCAAGCUGUAUCCGUAGAUGGCCAUUUUCGUACAGUUGGAGAUUGAUUGAUUGAUUGCCAUGGGGGUUUCUUGAUUGUUUUGAUUUCUUAUAUCUGUAUAUGAAUUUCCGCGUCUGGUCCAGCUUGAUUUCAUCCAGAAAUACGUGUUUUCUCCUAAUUCUGCUUUGCCCGACUUAUAAGUUGUGGUUUUGUUUAAGGAGGAUUCCUGGAUUCCUUUUGUAGGUUCUGUUUGAUCAGGUAUUUGACGUAUCGCUGCACGUUUUUGGUUUUAUUUGUUGGGAUUGGGGUUGAUUGGGGAUAUCAGAGUGGGUUAUAUUGACUGGAUACUUAGAUGGUGGAGAGAUCAGGUAGUUUAUUGGUAAUUGACCGAGUUUUUUAGUCAUCAAAAUUGUUAGGUUCCUACUGAAUCAGGGGGCAGUUGAUUAAGAUGCAUGGUUAGGUUAGUAUUUGAUGUGUGUUGAUUGAUGAAGUUCAGCUUAUUGGUGAUCCUUUGAUGCUACAAGGGAUCAGGGAUCCUUGUAUAAUUUAUUAAGAAUUUGCUGGGUUGUCUUCCCAUGGUGGGUCAGGAGUGAUGUGUUAGUAGCUAGCAAAUGAGCACAACACAAUGAGAGGUAGGCAGGGUUUCUUAUGUAGAUGGAUUCCUUGGAUAGGACAUUCCUUGAUAUCAUAGGUUUACUGAAAUCGUGGAUCCCUUGGCGGUCUGAACCAGCUAAUGUGUCAAGGGACUUUUGGAUGCCUGAUCAGAGCUGUAGGGUAUGUUAUGAUUGUGAUUCCCAGUUUACAUUGAUCAACCGUAGGCACCAUUGUCGACAUUGUGGACGAAUUUUCUGCGCCAAGUGCACAUCUAAUUGGGUUCCCGCACCAUCCAGUCAGCCAUGCAUGCUACAUCAGGAUGAGUGGGAAAAAGUCAGGGUUUGUAAUUACUGUUUUAAGCAAUGGGAACAAGGUAUAGCAGCCUCUGCUGAUAAUGGAAUUGAGGUUGAUAACCUGGAAUCUAGUACUUCGCUUUCAGCAACGAGUUUUAUUAGCUUCAAAUCUAGUAGAACCGGUGACAGUAGUAGCAUUACUGUUGCAUCAAUGCCAUAUUCUGCUGCUGAACUCGGUCUAAAUCAGGCAGCAACUAUGGAGUCAACUGUAGACAAGCAGGGUUUCAUCAUAGCUAGAGAUAGUAGUCAUCUUGCUGCUGCGGACAUGGGUGUUUGUAACCAGUCUUCAGAUAGAUAUGCGUUUUGUACAGCAAGGAGUGAUGAUGAAGAAGAAGAAUAUGGUUCAUACCAGUUAGGUUCCCCGAGAAACCAUUCAUCUGAGGGUAAUGGUUAUUAUAAUCACAUUCAGUUUGAUGGUAUUGUCAAGGAGUUUGGAUCACUCAAAAUUCAUCCUGAUGGAGAAGCUGUUGAUACAAAAAGCAUUAGUAGCUCUUCUGUACAUAAUAGUAUGGAUUCCCAGACUUCAGAAGAAGUUCAACAGAUUGUGAAAAAGGAAGGUGAAUCUGACAUUGUUUAUGAAUGUGAAACAUCUUCAUCUAUGUAUGUAGCUGAAAAUGUUAGUGCUGAUCCUGUUGAUUUUGAGAACAAUGGGGUUCUGUGGCUUCCUCCUGAUCCAGAAGAUGAAGAAGAUGAAAGGGAAGCAUUUCCGUUUGAUGAUGAUGAUGAUGGGGAUGCUGCUGGAGAAUGGGCAACUCUUCGUACUUCAAGCAGUUUUGGCAGUGGGGAGUACAAAAGUAAAGACAAGUCAAAUGAAGAGCAUAAGAAAGCUAUGAAGCAUGUGGUUGAUGGGCACUUCAGGGCGUUGGUAGCUCAGCUUAUGCAGGUCGAGAAUCUUCCCAUGGGUGAGGAAGAUGAGAAAGACAAUUGGCUGGACAUAAUUACAUCCCUUUCCUGGGAGGCUGCUACUUUGUUAAAACCAGACACCAGCAAGGGUGGGGGAAUGGACCCUGGGGGAUAUGUAAAGGUCAAAUGUAUAGCCUCUGGUCAUUGCAGAGACAGUGUGGUGGUCAAAGGAAUUAUUUGUAAGAAAAACGUGGCUCACCGGCGAAUGGCAUCAAAAAUAGAGAAACCUCGGAUACUGAUCCUUGGCGGGGCUCUUGAAUACCAGCGGGUUUCUAACCUCUUGUCAAGUGUCGAUACUUUAUUGCAACAGGAAAUGGAUCAUCUCAAGAUGGCUGUUGCAAAAAUAGAUGCACACCAACCUGAUGUUCUCUUGGUGGAGAAAUCUGUUUCUCGCUGUGCACAAGACUACCUUCUGGCAAAGGAUAUAUCACUAGUUUUAAAUAUCAAAAAGCCACUUUUGGAACGUAUUGCCCGUUGCACAGGUGGUCAGAUAGUUCCUUCAAUUGAUCAUCUGUCAUCACAAAAGUUGGGAUACUGUGAUAUGUUCCAUGUUGAGAAGUUUGCCGAAGAGCAUGAUGUGGUUGGGCAGAGUGGAAAGAAGCUUAUGAAGACAUUGAUGUACUUUGAAGGUUGUCCAAAGCCAUUGGGAUGCACUGUAUUACUCCGAGGUGCCAACACUGAUGAGUUGAAGAAGGUGAAGCAUGUAGUGCAAUAUUCAGUUUUUGCGGCUUACCACUUGGCUGUGGAAACAUCGUUUCUUGCAGACGAGGGAGCCACUCUUCCUGAAUUUCCUUUGGGUUCUCCAAUUACUGUGGCACUUCCAGAUAAAACAUCGGCUGUUGGCAGGUCCAUCUCAACAUUCCCUGGUUUCACCAUCCCUUCUAGUGAAAAGACUCAGGGACCUCCAACCAGUGGUGAACCACAGAGGUCCUUCAGUGUCCCCACUAAUAAUCUGGUAGAGACUGCCAAUCUUUGUGUUCAGAAAAUGGAGCCAGCAGAUUUUUCUACCAUCUACGCUGCUAUUAGCACCAACUCCAUAAUUCCCUCAGUUACAUCUUCUCAGCAGGGUAUUUCAAACUCUUCCUCCAAUGAGCCCUCCCUCUGUCAUGCACCCAAGGGGAGAACUUUAACAUCUUCCAGGGAUGAACCUUUAGUAGGCAACGAUAUCCUUGAAGAUUUGAGAGACCAUCUUGUAUCAAAUGAUUCUAGGCCAUCAGGUCCCCUGGAACAAAGUAUGGAAUCCAAGAAUGUGCAAAACACUUGUAAUGACAUGGAUGCUAACCAAAUAGUUUCAAAUCCAACUUUGCAACAAGAGGUUAAGCAUGUUCAUGAGGAACCAGGUUCUUCAAAGGAAGGGUUUCCUCCACCCUCAUCUGACCAUCAGAGCAUUUUAGUUUCCUUAUCAUCCAGGUGUGUGUGGAAAGGGACCGUCUGUGAAAGAUCACAUCUUUUUCGGAUCAAGUACUAUGGAAACUUUGACAAACCCUUGGGUCGUUUUCUGCGAGACCACUUGUUUGAUCAAGGUUAUCGAUGUCGUUCAUGUGAGAUGCCAUCAGAGGCACAUGUUCAGUGUUAUACCCACCAUCAGGGCACCCUAACAAUUUCUGUAAAGAAGCUACAAGAAAUUAUUUUGCCUGGUGAAAGGGAAGGAAAAAUCUGGAUGUGGCACAGGUGCCUGAAGUGUCCACGAUUUAAUGGCUUUCCUCCUGCAACUCGAAGAGUGGUGAUGUCUGAUGCUGCUUGGGGUUUGUCCUUUGGGAAGUUUUUGGAGCUUAGUUUUUCAAACCAUGCAGCUGCUAGCAGGGUUGCAAGCUGUGGCCACUCAUUGCAUAGAGACUGCCUUCGCUUUUAUGGUUUUGGGAAAAUGGUUGCUUGCUUUCGCUAUGCUUCAAUUGAUGUUCAUUCGGUGUACCUACCACCUUCAAAGCUGGAUUUCAACUAUGAGAAUCAAGAUUGGGUACAAGAAGAAGUAAAUGAGGUUGUUGGUCGAGCUGAGCUAUUGUUUUCUGAAGUCUUCAAUGCACUUGGUAAUUUGGCAGAGCAAAAAUGUGGUGUUAUGCUUAACAGCAGUAUUAAAGUAUCAAAAACUAAACACCAUUUGACUGAGCUGGAAGGGAUGCUGCAGAAAGAGAAAGCAGAGUUUGAGGAAUCACUCGAAAAGGUUUUAAACAAAGAAGUGAAAAAUGGCCAACCUGCUAUUGAUAUUUUUGAAAUUAAUAGACUGAGAAGACAACUACUUUUCCAAUCUUAUAUGUGGGACCACCGUCUGGUAUAUGCAGCUAGUUUAGAUAGAGUGAGCCAUUGUAUUGAUGGUGAGGUUGUCUGUACUUCAGAUGUCGAUAAUGAGAAGUACAGUGAUCCAAAUAUUCCUCUUGAACCAAGCAACAGUUUGUAUGAUUCUGAUCUUGUCCCAGUGGGAGAAAAACUUGAUGAUGGUGGUGAAAGGGUUACUGGUUGCCACGUCAACCAGAUCAAUCAAGGAGGUGAUGUAGGUUUUGAUUCUAAUAAUCUAAUCGGAAAUCCAAAUAGUGUUUCCUUUGUAAUCAACGGCAGUGAAUCUGAUCCCCUGGUCCUUCGUAGAGUCCUUUCUGAUGGACAGUUUCCGAUGAUGGAGAACUUGUCUGACACUCUUGAUGCUGCUUGGACUGGUGAAAGUCAUAUGAGUGCUGGAACGCCAAAGGAUGGUCCUUGCAAACCUCUUCAUCUGGCAACCAUGGAUUCUUCAACCAAUAGAGUCACAGAAAAGCUGGAUGUUGAAGACAGUGGAGAGGAGCUCAGUGUAGCUAAAUUGUCUGUAUCUUCCUUGUUGUCUUUCAAAGGCUUAGAAAACACGGAAGAUUCUGUGAGCUGGUUAGGAAUGCCUUUCAUAAACUUCUAUAGGUCAUUGAACAAGAACUUUUUGGGUAGUGCUCAGAAACUGGAUACACUCGGUGAGUAUAACCCCGUCUAUAUUUCAUCAUUCCGGGGAUCAGAUGCACAAGAUGGUGCGAGGUUGCUUCUGCCUGUAGGGGUUAAUGAUACUGUUGUACCGAUUUAUGAUGAUGAACCCACAAGCCUUAUAUCUUAUGCACUGGUUUCACCUGACUAUAUUCUCCAACUCUCUGAUGAGCUCGACAGACCAAAGGAAUCUGCAGACUUUACCUUUCCACUGCAGUCCUUCGAUUCAGGAGGAAGUUUCCUGGGUUUUCAAUCGUUGGAUGAUAUUGCAUCUGCUGAUGAGAGUAUCUUGUCCUUAUCUGGUUCGCGUACUUUGGAUCCUCUCUUAUAUACAAAAACAAUGCAUGCUAGAGUCUCGUUUGCCAAUGAUGGACCACAGGGGAAAACAAAAUAUACAGUGACUUGUUAUUAUGCAAAGCGCUUUGAAGCUUUGAGGAGGGUAUGCUGCCCAUCAGAGAUGGACUUUGUAAGAUCUCUUAGCCGUUGCAAGAAGUGGGGAGCCCAAGGAGGCAAGAGCAACGUCUUCUUUGCAAAGACUUUGGAUGAUAGAUUCAUUAUUAAACAAGUGACAAAGACCGAGCUGGAAUCAUUCAUUAAAUUUGCUCCAGGAUAUUUCAAAUACCUUUCCGAGUCAAUAAGCUCUGGAAGUCCAACAUGUUUGGCUAAGAUUCUGGGGAUCUAUCAGGUUACAUCAAAGCAUCUUAAAGGAGGGAAGGAAUCCAAAAUGGAUGUGCUGGUAAUGGAGAAUCUUCUAUUUGGAAGAAAGAUUACGCGGUUGUAUGACCUUAAGGGAUCUUCCAGGUCUCGUUACAAUCCAGAUUCUAGUGGGAGUAACAAGGUUUUGCUUGAUCAGAACUUGAUUGAAUCGAUGCCAACAUCUCCCAUUUUUGUUGGCAACAAAGCUAAGAGGCUGUUAGAGAGAGCUGUCUGGAACGACACUGCUUUCCUUGCGUCGGUUGAUGUAAUGGAUUACUCUCUACUCGUUGGAAUUGACGAAGAGAAGCACGAACUGGUUCUCGGGAUUAUUGACUUUAUGAGACAAUAUACAUGGGACAAACAUCUUGAGACGUGGGUUAAAGCUUCCGGCAUCCUAGGCGGCCCCAAGAACGCUUCACCGACUGUCAUCUCACCCAAACAGUAUAAGAAGAGGUUCAGGAAGGCUAUGACUACCUAUUUCCUGAUGAUCCCAGAUCAAUGGUCAUCUUCCACCCUGAUUCCCAGCAUCUCGCAGACCGAAUUGUGUGACGAGAAUAUGCCCAGCUCAACAUCUGCAGAGUGAUUUUGUAAAUCUGCUUGUUUGUACAUCUAAGCAUAUAGUUUGCAAUUCUUUUUGCAUCGGUUUCGCUAAGAUCACAUACACAUAUAUAUACAUAUAUAUAUCUACCCCUACAGUUUUUCCAUUCUUUUGGGAGGCAGUUGGCAUUAUAUGAUUAAAUCUGUGAUUGUCUCUUCCAUAUAGAUAGCAGGCUGGCUGGGCUGCCUAUACUUCUUUUGUACAUUUUUUUAGUUUGUGCUGUCACUUUGUCUUAGGAUCCAAUGCAAAUUGUAUAUGUGAUUCAAUUCACUGGCACUCUUGGCAGAUUUUGUGCAAUAUAUGCAUUUUUUAAUUCCUUCUCUUCAAA